Cylindrotheca closterium is the source of this 1626-nucleotide messenger RNA. The record is from the annotation of a GenBank genome assembly. NCBI's taxonomy places the organism in Eukaryota, Bacillariophyta, Bacillariophyceae, Bacillariales, Bacillariaceae.
AUGGUGGCAGCUGACAUUCCAAGCUUCCUUCCCUCAAUGUCCUUUCGUCAGAGGAGGGUGGAUAGAAACGAUGACUACAGUACCAGCGAGGGGAGCAUGAAGGCCUUCAUGAACGGAAUGAUGGCUCCCUUUACAAGCUGUUGGCAACCACCAAUGGAAUCGUGUACCCCUGCAAAUACGGCGAUGUAUUCAUGCUUUGAGCAGCAUCCUGCAGUCGUAUCACCGGGGCGUCCACGCAACGUCCCGCAUCCAAAUUCUUCUUGCAGGGAAGUACAUUCCCCACAUGGGGAGCCCGCUUCGAACAUAGAUGUCGAGAAUCCUCAUGCACACGAUGUGCUUUGCGGUCGAGGUGGUAGCAGCAACCGGCACCUCGGAAACAUGCACUUCCGAGAGCUUGUUGCCGCUAACAAGAAGACAUAUGUCGGACUCACCAAAAAACAGAAGAUGUUGGUCGCUAGAAAGAUUGUUGAUCUGGUUGGUCGCACCAAUCCUCCAGGUCGUUUUCUAGCAAAAGACUCUGCUAGUGGACUCUGGUACAACAUUGGGGUUCCGCGAAGCCUUGAAAAAACUUCACAGGCCCUUAGGGAAAAAAACUCAAACGACUUACCAGAUGUUGUACAAAGUAGUGGUUCAGCGGUACAAGCAUUAAUCAAGGAGGGUUCUUCCAGCAAAUCUAAAGAUUCCAAAAGUGUUGAAGCCCCACCACUCAUAGUUCCAUCGCAUCUGAAGGAGAUAUAUUGCCAAGACAAUAUGGUAGGCUCCGAGAGUCCCAGGUGGCCUAUUCAUGACUCGCAAGUUCCCAGAAUGCAGCAGUCGCGUCUACGAAGUCCAUCGCUCAACUGUCCCAAAAGCCCUCCCCACACCUACCACCAUGCCCCACCACGAAUGAAUGAUCCUCGACGAAUGGACAGUCCUUCGAGUCCUCAUUAUGGCACUCACCAAUAUCAACAUCUGGAAUCUCCCAUGCUUGACUACAGAGAUCAUUACGAGUAUUAUGGCAGAUCUGAAAGACAAUAUGGACAGAUUCACACCCUAUUGCAACCGCCCCGGAGAUAUCGACCAUAUCCUCAAACUCCUGUUCACCACCAAAUGCGAAGCCGUUACCAACAUAAUCAAAGCCCGCGAACUGUCACGGCUAGUUCACAAAUGGCAGUGGUGCCGUCAACACCUCGGAGGUACCACUUUGACAAUGACCCUUGCGGUUUUGGGCGGCCUUAUUUGCCUUCAACACCCCCCAAUAGGCCGAUGGCAGUCCCUGCCUCAACCCCCGUGGCAUGCAGGUCGUCAUCUAGUCACUUUGUCAGGGCAAGAUCAAAUGCGUCACCUGAGAGAUCCCAAGACGUUAAACGGCAGCGAAGGGAAUCAGGCGUAGCACGUCGUCUUUCCGAUGCAUCGUUAUCCACGAAGGUGCAAGAUUAUCUUUCUCUAAAAGAUAAGCCCAGAAGUGACGUUGAUCGGUGCUUCGAUAUCAAGUCUCCUUCAGGCCUGCUGCAAGGAAGAGAACACCGCUCGUCGAUGAAGAGCGGUAGUGGUAAAGUCGAAACAAACACCCCGGCUGGGUUUUCAGGACUUGCAGCCUUGUCCACAGCUGCUUUCCUAAAGCUUGACGAGACUCCUUGUUCUUGA